UUUUAAUACAGCUGUUUAUGACAAUUGACGCUCUUCUUCUAGCACAAAAAAUUUCAAUUGAUUUUAAUAUAAUCUGAAAACUUGAAAACUCAACUGGAUUUUCUGCAUUUAUUUAGAAUGCAGCCUUUAAUAAGAAAUACUCGUCCCUCUUUGGGUCUUAUUCAACGUUUCUAUUGCUCGGCCAAUAAAGCCGCCGGCGAAACUAAAACUAUACCCAAAAAUGUCUUGGAAGGCAAUCAAACUGCACAAUUGCAAGCUGAAAAUGGUGCUAUUUUCGAUAAGAAACCAUUUAAAAUACACUUAGAUCAAAAUAAAGUCUACAGUUGGUGUCUGUGUGGCAAGUCGAAAAGCCAACCCAUUUGUGAUGGUACUCAUAAAAAUGAAUUUUUGAAAAUUAAAUUGAGGUAAGUAGCGGGAUAAACGAAUAAUGAUAGAUAGAUAGAUAGAUAGAUA
Molecule: messenger RNA, 453 nt
Organism: Lucilia cuprina (Australian sheep blowfly)
Lineage: Eukaryota; Metazoa; Arthropoda; Insecta; Diptera; Calliphoridae
Exons: 3
Coding region: 118-408 (96 amino acids)
Cellular component (GO): intracellular membrane-bounded organelle
Molecular function (GO): 2 iron, 2 sulfur cluster binding
Source: RefSeq, a predicted model, not a curated record